This is a messenger RNA of Talaromyces proteolyticus, 3288 nucleotides long. RefSeq lists its product as uncharacterized. Lineage: Eukaryota; Fungi; Ascomycota; Eurotiomycetes; Eurotiales; Trichocomaceae. The transcript has a single exon. The record is from RefSeq and is a predicted model, not a curated record. Bases 1 to 3288 code for a protein of 1095 amino acids.
AUGACGCCUGCAAACUCCAAGCGCAAGAGAGGCAUGAAUCAAGCUAUUGAUGAGGCGAGAAUUCAUAAGGUUCUGGAAAAUCAACGUGGAUACAUCGGUGAUCACGAGAGCCUUGCGCAUUAUGGGGCCCACCCAUCUCCGUCCAACUCUAUAAAGUCCCAGGACCUGGAUAUCAUACGAAGUUCUCCUCCUUUUUUCGAAUCACAAGAAGUUCUAGCAACUCAGUUCCCUCCUCAAGGCCUCAAAAGGCGGUCUUCAACCGAUUCUGUACGGUCCCAAGAAGGAGAUGUAGCAAAGCCAUCUCUCGCUCCAUCUGAAUCACAGGAAAUAAUGGCAACACAGCUGCCUCCACAAAAGUCACCAAGUUAUAUAGCGAGACCUCCCAUUACCGAUGCUUUCAACAAUAGAAAGUCCCUUUUACAGCAUCUUAAAAACCCCAAUAUUCAACGCAACGAGCAGAUAUCUCGAUACCCGGCUCCUGUUACGGUCACAAAACGAGGACUUGCUAUUGAGGCUCUCCUUAACCCCAGAGUUGAUACCAAAUUAAGCGGGGGCUAUUUACCCGCCGAAAAUUCGGCUGAAACUCCAGUGUUAGAAGUCAAGGAUUCUACCAGUUCUUCGCAACCACAAGUGAGCCCGAGAAGGAGCCCUCUUCUCCCUUUGCCAUCAAAACUCAAUUCACCUCAUUCCCCUCGAAAUAGGGGAGUAAUACAAUCUAGAGAACGCUCUAAGUCGCAAUCAGAUAUUAUUAAUAGACCCCGCCGUAUAGAGGACCAGCCCACGCCUACCGAAGUCCCUGCCGAAUCAUACCACACCAAAUCAAUUGAAGUUACACGUCAACCGCAUAUACCUGGCUCUGAUCCAUGGAAUGGUAUGACUAAGAUUAGGCGGAAGGAUGUAAAAAUCCCCAAAGAUCAGGAGGACCUCUUUAAUGGUUCUGAAUGUUGGAUACCUGCGAAUGUAGGCCAUCCUACCCCCCACGGCCACGUUCCUCCGGCACUGCUCCAGGAGUGGAACAGGAGGAUGUCAUGCAAAAACGUGGUAAAUCCGUCGCCUGAAAGACUAGAAACACCAUCGGCACAAGUGCUGGACGAUUUACCACCCCUUUCUCAAUCAGGGCUACAGCUAGAAGACGAAAGCGGAUCGGAGGUAGAAAGGGCAGCCUCGUGGAGUGUAAGCCCACCCAGACACAUUGGGGCUGCCAACCACCCUGAGAUUCUGCCGCCUGACAGCAGCCCCGUUGGGCAAAAGAGGUUCCGGGUUACCAAAAGCACUCCAACUCAGAAGAAGCGUCCCAAAACCAACAUCAGCAACCAUACUAAUAAUCAUGAUGUUGAGAAAAGCUCCUCUCCAGCAUCUCCAGAAAUAUCUCAAAAUGAUGUUAUUCAGGAACCAAUCAUCGCUGAUGAUGGCCAAGAUGUUGUCGUUGAUUCUUCAAUAUACCCUUCUCUCGGCGAAAACCCAAUAUCAGUUGAACUGGAGAGGCCUGUAAUUACCGACACGGAUGAUGAGUCGGACAUGGAAGUUUCCAUCCCAUAUGCAUUGGGUGCAAGCGUUCAAGAGGAUAUUGCCAGCCAAGUUGAGCAAUCACAGACCGUCGAUCCAGACUCCUCAAAUCCGAGUUGUGCCCCUCCUGACAGGGUUCAGAUAUUGAACACGCAGUCGUCUAGCAUUAAUCGUGCUAAACAAAGGUCAAACAAAGCUGGCGCUACACCUCUAUCUUUGGUGGCUCCAAGUAGUUCAUCUGACGUCAAGUCACCUUCACAGACUACUGCGAAUUCGGUGGGAAGCCAGGAGAAAAAUUCUUCGUUGCUAUAUGAAGAGAACUUGGCACUCACGCGUGGGACUAUUGUGGCAGAUUCACAAAACAGUAGCGGCGACACCCACCAGUCCAGUCAUUCUUCUCAUCAAGACGGUCAACGCGUCCUAGAUAUUGUUCCCGAUAGUUCCAUACCCUCAAUACGACUCCAAACGCAAGAGGACUUUCACUAUGAUGAGACGCAUAACGAGGAUAUACAAAAUAGUUUCCUGGAUUCGGUUGCUGUGACUCCUUCAAUUACUUUGAAGCGAAGCGCAGAAAACCUAGGAUUUUGUGGAGAAAGUCCAUCGAAACGGUUUAAGAACGAUCAUAACAAACUCAAUAUCGCACCUGUGAAACAAAUUACGGUCGUUGCGGAGACCAAACAUGUGUUCAAAGACAAGCACAGGGAUACCUUUGAUACCACACCCGACGGACCCCUGAGGGUGUUUGAAAUGUUCAAGAAAACAUAUCCGAUCUAUAAUGGCGACUUUGGCCAUUUCAAAAGUCUCUGCAACAAAUUGCAAUCCCUGCGUGGCACCGAAUUACUACGACAUUACUUCUGUUGGGAUGACUUUAUUCUUAAACACAUUAUAGACUACGGCAAUUAUGUGCAAACAUGCGUUGCGGCUGGUAAGAACUGGGAGGACUACGAAGUAUACUUUUGCGCCAAUUUCACAAAACCCUCGUUCAAGAAGCGAAGUUUGGUACCUCACACGCUAGACGCUGUCGUUUUGGAGCCCAGGACUAUAUCAAUAAAAACCCCCGUGGUUGAUAUAGAGACAGAGGCUAGUUGUGGUCGCCCAAAGAAACCUCCCCAAGUCUCACAGGCGUCGGCUAUGGUGGAUAUCGGCAUUCAAGCCAGCUUAGUGGAUCAGGAUAUGACCCCUGCCACUUCUGAUACUACAUUUACGGUUCGCAAGUCAACCCGAAUAGUCUUUGAAAGCCCGCCCGAUCGUCCAGAGACCACCGAUGAUAUGUAUACGGUGAACAGAGGGACGCAAAUUAAUUUGGAAAUCCCAAUGCCCCUAGAGCAUGAGAGUAUGGUUAUUGACGAGACACAACAGUCUUUGCAGGCUGAAAGUGAUGGGUCGGAAGGCGAAAUCGAUGAUGAAAUGGACGCCGAGCGUCACGAAACCGCAAGCCAGGAACUUGGGAAUGAGCCAGAAGACGAUGUUGGUCACAGUUACAUUUCGAAAGCUGAAUUGGUAGCAAACAUUCAGCGAGAGGAUCGAGAAGCUGUCCAAGAUUUGUUCAACACACUGCUACCGCAACCUCCUGCAGAUCCGUUCAUCCGCGAAGUUGACACUCCGUUUAGAAGCUGGGCUCGCGCUGAUCAAAAUGUGGUGUCUGAGCGCCGUCGACGUGGUGGCUGGCCGGUGCCAUGCGAUAAGGAUGGAAAUAUCCUGGUUACACAUUAUCCUCGUGUUGGCGGGAGGGGAAACAGAAGGUCGAUUCGAAAAAAAUCCAGGUCUGCAGUCAACUAUUGA